Aethina tumida (small hive beetle) is the source of this 908-nucleotide messenger RNA. Its product is annotated as peroxisomal membrane protein 11C. The record is from RefSeq and is a predicted model, not a curated record. Gene Ontology annotation, biological process: peroxisome fission. Gene Ontology annotation, cellular component: peroxisomal membrane. Bases 123 to 821 code for a protein of 232 amino acids. The transcript is spliced from 4 exons. Lineage: Eukaryota; Metazoa; Arthropoda; Insecta; Coleoptera; Nitidulidae.
CUCGAAAAAUGAAAGUCAAAAAUGUAAACGUAAGGACAGCUUCUUAAACUACCUGUUUUGCCUAUCUGUUAUCAUUUAGGUAAACAUAUGCAUUGAGUAGCAACAUAUUAGUUGUGAUAAAGAUGACGAACAUUCUGCAAACCAUUUUAGAUGAAAUUUGUUUAUUAUUAGAAUCUUAUAAAGGCAGAGAUAAGAUAUUAAGAACCUUAUGUUACACUACAAAGUUAAUAGGUGGAUUACAUAAAAAUGAAGCAUUGGCAAAAAAGUUUCUUUUAUUUAGUAGCCAUAUGUCUGGUACUAGGGCCACCUUGCGAUUAUUAGAUGACUUGCCCAUGCUGCAAUAUAAUUUACAAUAUAAACUUGGACAUGAGGAACCAGAUAAAUACAUGUCCCACUUGGGAGUGCUUACCAAUAUCAUUGACCAAGUCUAUUACCCUGUUGAAAAAAUCUCUUGGUUGGCAGAACAUAAACUGAUAACUGGUGUUGACAACAGCAAAUGGGAUACUUUAAGUUCUGUAUUUUGGGUAUCAUCAAUUUAUUUGACACUUUUGAAAACAUUGAGAUACAUAGCAGUACUACAAAAACACAAAUAUUGCAUUAAAAAUGAUAAUAGGAUACCAAUGGAUAAACUUCAAAAAUUGAAAACAUUUGAGAUUUUAACUUCUAUAAGACUAACUUUAGACUUAGUUCAUGCAAUAAAUACUUUACCACCAGGAUUUUUAUGGUCUUCCAAAUUGAAAACAUGGCAUGUGGGUUUAAUUGGUAGCUUAUCAUCUGCUUUGGGUAUUUAUCAGAUUUACUACAAGAGGUCUAUUAAAUAAGUGCAGAAAAUAUUUGUUAUUAAAUUAUGUUGUUUUUAUUGAUAUAUUUUAUACUAUAAAACUUUAUAAAUAUACAAGUUAUAUAUU